This is a messenger RNA of Ostrinia nubilalis (European corn borer), 7260 nucleotides long. It is a transcript of the gene Dscam4, whose product is annotated as cell adhesion molecule Dscam2. Gene Ontology annotation, biological process: cell-cell adhesion. The transcript is spliced from 47 exons. The coding region runs from base 1 to 7260 and encodes 2419 amino acids. Gene Ontology annotation, molecular function: protein binding. The record is from RefSeq and is a predicted model, not a curated record. NCBI's taxonomy places the organism in Eukaryota, Metazoa, Arthropoda, Insecta, Lepidoptera, Crambidae.
AUGGCAGUUCGGGCAUCGCCGGAGCCACGCCGCUCGCUGUCCAUCACAGAGCCUCCCCAUCAUGUGGAGUUCAGCAACGACACCGGUGUCAUGCUGAGCUGUGCCACCCGGGGAGAUUACCAGCUGGACUGGUUGCUCAUGGAUGGCACGCCGGUGACGCCGGUGGCGGGCCUGCGGCGAGUGCUGGCCAACGGCUCGCUCGAGCUGCCUCCGUUCCCCUCCGAUCGGUACCGGAGGGACGUGCACUCAACCACGUACAGGUGCCGCGUCGGCCUCGCUGGAGGUUUCGCUGUGCUGUCAAAGAACAUUCAUUUACACGCUGCACUGAACAUACCAUGGGAGGUGCACGUGCCAGAUGAAUACGUGAUGGCCGGCAACGCAGCGGUGUUGCGGUGUGUGGUGCCGGCCCACUGCCUCGACCGCGUCGGCGAAACCGACUGGUUCACCGACGAUGACGUCAGCGUGCUGCGGUACUUGGGUACAAAAUACCAGCAGCUGGACGACGGGUCGCUGUACAUCAGCGCGGUGAGCCCGCUAGACCGGUACAAAUACCAGCAGCUCGACGACGGGUCACUGUACAUCAGUGCGGUGAGCCCGUUGGACCGGUACAGCACGUUCCGGUGCCGCGUCCGGGACCGGAUCACCGGGGUGCUCCACUCCAGCCAGUACUUUGGUAAGAGAUGCUGUUUCUACAUCAGGUACAAAUACCAGCAGCUGGACGACGGGUCGCUGUACAUCAGCGCAGUGAGCCCGCUGGACCGGUACAGCGCGUUCCGGUGCCGCGUCCGGGACCGGAUCACCGGGGUGCUUCACUCCAGCCAGUACUUUGGUCACCUAAUAGUGACAGAGCCCAAAGGCGGCGUCCGGCCCCGAGUAGCCGUCGAAUCCAGGACCCGGCGGGUCCAAGCCGGGCACGACAUCAAACUGCCGUGUGCGGCGCACGCGUGGCCAGUGCCCAGUUACAGGUGGUUUCGUGACCACCACGAGCAGCUGGUGGCCAUAGAGAAGACGUCUCUGUGGGAGCGAGCGCGGCUCCUCGGCGGUGGUCUCCUCAGUAUCCAGGCGGUCAGGCGGGAAGACGCCGGCCGCCUCGUGUGCUGGCUCAAGAACACCGCGGGUGGAGAGUCCGUACACUUCACAGUGAUUGUCACAGAACCAAUAUCCGUCCGAAUUAAACCCGAGAUAUUAAGAACAAAAGAAAACUCUGACAUAAACUUCGAGUGCAAAGUGUCAGGACACCCGAUAGAAAUUAUUUACUGGGUGCACGACGCCAGCGUGGUCAAGUCCAGUGAGAGAGUCAAGUUGUCAGAGGACGGCCUAAGAUUACAUAUCAGGAACGCGCAGAAGGAUGACCAAGGCAUCUAUCAGUGCUUCGCGAGUAACUCCAGGGAUCAGGCAUAUGGAUUGUCUGAAUUUGUCAUAAAUGAAUCAAAACCCGAAUUGGUGUAUUGGUUUUCGGAACAAACCCUCCAACCAGGCCCCAGCGUGUCUCUGAAGUGUGUGGCCAUGGGACACCCGCCUCCGCAGUUCACUUGGCUACUUGAUGGAUUUCCAAUACCUACUAAUUCUAGGUUCGUAGUAGGCCAGCACGUAACUCUACAAGACGACGUGGUCAGCCAUCUUAACAUCAGUCGGGUGACAGAACAAGAUGGCGGCGAAUACGCCUGUGUUGCCAGCAACACUGCAGGCAAGGCGUUGCAUGCGGCGCGUGUCAACGUAUACGGCUUGCCGUAUAUACGGGAGAUGCCGAAGGUCACAGCAGUAGCGGGUAGUGACUUGAAUAUCAAGUGCCCCGUCGCUGGAUACCCGAUUGAAUCCAUUUCUUGGGAAAGGGAUGGUCAAACGUUGCCGUUGAACAGAAGACAGAAGGUAUUCCCCAAUGGGACCCUGAUAGUGGAGCAAACACAGCGCGGGGAAGACGCCGGGACCUACACCUGUCAGGCGGCCAACAGGCAGCGGCAUGCAGCCAGACGAGACGUAGAAGUACAGAUACUGGUUCAACCGAAGAUCCUGCCUAUUCAACCGCUCACGAAUUUUCUGAGGGAAGGGAUGAGGGCGGCGAUUUCUUGUCAAAUAUUGGAGGGGGAUUUGCCUAUUGCGUUUCGGUGGGAAAAGAAUGGGCAGCCGGUGACGUCAUCGCCGUAUGCGCCGAGUGGGAUCAUCACGAGACGGAUGGACGAGUACAGUGCUUCGUUGGUGAUAGAGCACAUCACGUCGCUGCAUAGUGGGAACUACACGUGCAUUGCUUCGAAUGUCGCUGGCUCAGAGCGGUUCACUGUACCACUGACCGUCAAUGUUCCACCGAGGUGGCGCUUGGAGCCGAACGACGUGGCCGUAGCGGCUGGCCAGGACGUCACACUGCAAUGCCAAGCGGACGGAUACCCAAAGCCUAGUAUUACAUGGAAAAAGGCCGUAGGCAACACUCCCGGGGAAUACAAGGACUUCAUGUUCGAAGGCAGCUCCCGAGUGCUGGAAAACGGCUCGCUGGUGUUCGAGCGAGUGGCCAAGGACAGCGAAGGCCACUACCUCUGUGAAGCCCGGAAUGACAUUGGGGCUGGACUCAGCAAGCUCAUCUUCCUGAAAGUUAACGCACCAGCAAGGUUUCCAAUGAAGAGCAAAACGGUGCAGGUCACAGUAGGGCAGGCAGCCCACCUCCAGUGCGCAGCGUCUGGUGACGCGCCUUUGGAAGUGUCCUGGCGCACUGCCCAUCAUCAUACCAUCGCACACCAUUUGGACACGCGGUACACGAUUCGAGAACAAGUCCUCGACGAUGGACUGGUUUCUGAACUAACCAUCCUACAGACCUAUCGACAAGACACUGGUGCUUUGACCUGCCGUACGUCUAAUACUUACGGACAAGACGAAAUGCUCAUACACCUGGUAGUACAAGAGGUUCCUGAAAUGCCAAAGAAUAUAAGGAUAAUAGACCAGCAAUCGAGGUCUAUCCAAAUAUCAUGGACUCAACCGUACGCUGGGAACAGCCCUAUCAUCAACUAUAUCGUACAAUAUAAAGAAGCUCCAGAGUCAUGGCCAACAACCCCACAAAAAGUGAUAGUUCCUGGUAGCGUGACGUCUGCUAGCGUUCAAAAUCUACAACCUGCGACUUCCUACCACUUACGAAUCAUUGCCGAAAACAGACUGGGACAGAGCGAACCAAGCCAACUCAUCCAAGUGACUACCACUGAAGAAGUACCAAGUGGUCCUCCAUUGGACGUCAGAGUGGAAGCGAAGAGUUCAACCGAACUGAUCGUCAGCUGGGAACCACCACAACGUGAUCUUUGGAACGGAAACAUUCUGGGAUAUUACGUUGGAUUUCAAGAGCUGAACAGCAACAGUACAAUCCUAAGCGCGAGCGGCCCGGGCGGCGCCUCAUACACCGUGAGGACAGUAGAAGGGGCAGGCACGGCUAGAGCCAGGACUACACUAUCGGGAUUGCAGAAGCACGCUGCCUACGCUAUUGUAGUCCAGGCCUAUAAUAGCAGAGGCGCUGGACCUGCGUCCCCUCCCACCACUGCCACUACUAUGGAAGAUGUACCGAGUCUACCACCAGGGUCUCUCCAGUGUACAGCAGUGAGCUCUCAAUCUGUGCGUGUAUCCUGGGAACCACCGCCAAUGCGCGGGCGCAACGGCGUACUUCAAGGAUACAGGGUCACGUAUGCUCCUGUCACUGACUGGUAUGGAAACGAAGACGCAGUGACCAAGCAAAUAUCGGGUCUGCACACCACGCUGUCAGGGCUGCGUCGCUACACAAACUACUCUGUGACAGUCUGCGCCUUUACCGCAGCGGGGGAUGGAGUCAGGGCUGCCCCGGUCUACUGCCACACUGAAGAAGAUGUUCCCUCGGCGCCAGCAGACAUAAAAGCAGUGGUGUCCUCCCGAAACAAGAUCCUGGUUUCGUGGCUGCCUCCCGCCGCACCUAACGGAGUGCUGGUUGGAUACACGCUGUAUAUGAGCGUCAUUGAAGACGGCAGAGAAGAGGGCACCCACAAACGCAUGCUGUCGCCCAGUACGCUGUCCCACGAGACGUCGCGGUCGCCUCCGAGGGCGACGCACCAGUUCUGGGUCUCAGCGUCUACGAGGCUUGGCGAGGGAGAGACUACCAGGGUCGUUACUGUGCUACCCUCGGAUUCUGUUCCCGCGCGAAUAACAUCGUUCAGCCGCAGUAUCGUCACCCCUUGGAAGGAGAACAUCUCCCUGUCCUGUAACAAAGUUGGCGUACCCACGCCUUCUACCAUUUGGAGUAUGAAUGGCGCUACUUUGGAAUCCACACUGAGGAAGAAUGUUAGCAACGAUGGGACUCUUGUUAUUAGUAUGACCCAAUACGCCGACAGUGGCAACUACACCUGUUCAGUAGAGAACAUUCACGGAAGAGACGAAGUCACCUACAGUGUAGAAGUGAAGGUUCCUCCUCAGCCACCGGUCCUAGCAGUGGUAGACUCAUAUGCAGACUCCCUGCAUUUACAGUGGAGCGACCAGGGCGAUGGGGGCAGUCCUAUUCUUGGAUACGUAAUAAAUUACAAACGCGAACACGGUGACUGGGAAGAAUUGCAAGUGGAAGCGGGCACUUCGGAGCACGUGUUGCCGAACCUUUGGUGCGGGACUCGCUACCAACUGUACAUUACCGCCUUCAAUAGGAUUGGGACUGGACUGCCGUGUGAUAUCGUCCAUGCAUACACUAAAGGCACAGUUCCAGUGAAACCCAAACAUUCCCAAAUGAUAACACUAAACACAACGACGGUAACCGUGUGGUUGGACUCAUGGGGAGACGGCGGCUGCGGCAUUCUUUACUUCGUCAUCGAGUACAGGGAGAUCAGUCAAUCGCAGUGGCGUCUAGUAUCGAACAGCGUGCAGGCCACGGAACGCGUCUUCAGCGUGCCCGGCCUGACGCCCGCCGCGCACUACCAGCUGCGCAUCACGGCGCACAACAACGCGGGCCACGCCGUGGCCUUGUACAACUUCACCACGCACUCCCUCAGCGGCAACUCACAGCGAGUGUCACGUGACCGCCUGACGCCCGCCGCGCACUACCAGCUGCGCAUCACGGCGCACAACAACGCGGGCCACGCCGUGGCCUUGUACAACUUCACCACGCACUCCCUCAGCGGCAACUCACAGCGAGUGUCACGUGACCGCCUGACGCCCGCCGCGCACUACCAGCUGCGCAUCACGGCGCACAACAACGCGGGCCACGCCGUGGCCUUGUACAACUUCACCACGCACUCCCUCAGCGGCAACUCACAGCGAGUGUCACGUGACCGCCUGACGCCCGCCGCGCACUACCAGCUGCGCAUCACGGCGCACAACAACGCGGGCCACGCCGUGGCCUUGUACAACUUCACCACGCACUCCCUCAGCGGCAACUCACAGCGAGUGUCACGUGACCGCCUGACGCCCGCCGCGCACUACCAGCUGCGCAUCACGGCGCACAACAACGCGGGCCACGCCGUGGCCUUGUACAACUUCACCACGCACUCCCUCAGCGGCAACUCACAGCGAGUGUCACGUGACCGCCUGACGCCCGCCGCGCACUACCAGCUGCGCAUCACGGCGCACAACAACGCGGGCCACGCCGUGGCCUUUGUCACAGACUCACAGCGAGUGUCACGUGACCGCCUGACGCCCGCCGCGCACUACCAGCUGCGCAUCACGGCGCACAACAACGCGGGCCACGCCGUGGCCUUGUACAACUUCACCACGCACUCCCUCAGCGGCAGUGAGUGUCCGACACUAGUGUCGCAGCGGCCGCAGCGAGCGUCACGUGACCGCCUGACGCCCGCCGCGCACUACCAGCUGCGCAUCACGGCGCACAACAACGCGGGCCACGCCGUGGCCUUGUACAACUUCACCACGCACUCCCUCAGCGGCAACUCACAGCGAGUGUCACGUGACCGCCUGACGCCCGCCGCGCACUACCAGCUGCGCAUCACGGCGCACAACAACGCGGGCCACGCCGUGGCCUUGUACAACUUCACCACGCACUCCCUCAGCGGCAACUCACAGCGAGUGUCACGUGACCGCCUGACGCCCGCCGCGCACUACCAGCUGCGCAUCACGGCGCACAACAACGCGGGCCACGCCGUGGCCUUGUACAACUUCACCACGCACUCCCUCAGCGGCAUGCUAGACGGCGAGCUAUCACCGCCGGUGCCGGCGGCCGGGGCGCGGUCGCUGAGCGGCGCGCGCGUCAUAUUACCGGCCGCGCUGUCGCUGCUAGUGCUGGGCGCGCUCAUCGCCAUCGUGUUGCUGGUGCGCCGGAAUAAAUCGGGUGGCACAGAGACAGCAGCGGCAGAGAGUGGCGUAGGCGAGUCGCCGUCGGUAGCACAACUACAGAACAAGGUCAACCGCGACCAGCAGUACUUAGCGGCGCGCGCACAGCACCCGCCGCCGCCGCACCACUACAAGCACGCCACACAGCUGCAGAACAAGGUCAACCGCGACCAGCAGUACUUAGCGCCGCCGCAUCACUACAAGCACGCCAGUAACGAAUACAUAGAAGACAUCUGCCCCUACGCCACGUUCCAACUAACCAAGCCGACGGCCUACAGCGAGAGCAGCUACAGCGGCAACGUGUACAGCGGGCCUUACCACUCCGUGCGGGGCUCCUUCGUCUACCACGACUUGAAGCAGAACGACAAGUAUAAGGGCAAAGAGCCAGAAUACACGAAAGUUAGAAGAAAAGGGAAUAGACUCCGCGAUCCUCACUCUGAGAGCCAAGAGUCGGACAACUUGGGCUCGACGGACUCGGAGGUGAAGAAGAUACUAACGCUGCACCUGCCCAUUACAGAGUACGAGGACGACGCGAGCGACGACGCCAGCGCGCCGCAUUCCGACAGCGAGCCGGCGGCCAGGCUGCGGCCUACACACCCUCCUACUUCGAGUGACGACGCCAGCGCGCCGCAUUCCGACAGCGAGCCGGCGGCCAGGCUGCGGCCUACUCAUCCUCCUACUUACCCGAGCGUAGAGCGCGAGGAAUCUUCCUCUUCAUCAGAGAACUCCGUAGGAGGUGUGGUCCGAAAGGCCUUCCCUUCCCGAAAGGGGAAGGCAGGCGUCGGGAAGCGACACGUGAGAUCCUCUAGUGGCUACAGCAGCCACAACGACGAGACUACCUUCAGCAUAUCCAACUACCCGUCGUUCAACGAGCGCAUCCACCCGCCGUCGCGCUUCUCUGACGACACUGAGUGCGACGCGCCUGCGCGCCGCAAGCGCCACCACCACCACGCCGAGCACAAGCCGCGUGAGGCCUUCCAGAUCAAUGUCUGA